UGCUUUAAUUGCAAGGUGACACAGACACCGCUGUGGCGCAGAACUCCGGAUCGCAAGCAUUCCCUCUGUAAUGCAUGUGGGCUGUAUUAUAAACAGUAUGGAGCACACCCCUUGGUUCCUGGCCCUGUUACCACUACCUCCACUGCACCACGUUCACCUCCACUGAUGACUGCCAAACAAGGGAUUCAGUGCGUCAACUGUUUGCAGACACAGACCCCACUCUGGCGUAAGAACGAGGCUGGAGAGCCGAUCUGUAAUGCAUGUGGGCUGUACGCAAAACUGCAUCAUCGAGAUCGCCCCGUCACGAUGCGUAAAGCCAUGAUUGCCCGACGAAGAAGA
Molecule: messenger RNA, 339 nt
Organism: Lobosporangium transversale
Lineage: Eukaryota; Fungi; Mortierellomycota; Mortierellomycetes; Mortierellales; Mortierellaceae
Product: GATA zinc finger-domain-containing protein
Exons: 2
Biological process (GO): negative regulation of transcription by RNA polymerase II; positive regulation of transcription by RNA polymerase II
Molecular function (GO): DNA-binding transcription factor activity, RNA polymerase II-specific; zinc ion binding; RNA polymerase II cis-regulatory region sequence-specific DNA binding
Source: RefSeq, a predicted model, not a curated record